AUGGCGAGACCGGCGGCGAGGCAACCCUUCGUCCUCUCGGCCUUGACGACAACGACACCCACGACCGCUACCACUAGACGUCAGGCCUCCUCGGUUGCUGCCUCGCACGAUAUCAUCGACGACAUCCCCAUUGACCCCCAGGCGCGCACAUCCCUCCCCUCUCCUGCCCCUCAGCGCGCCGCAGAGUCCGCAAAGCUCGCGGCCCUCCAUGCCCGGUUAUCCCUCUCCAGCAAGAUCCCCUUGGAGACUCUCGCCCGGGCCCUCAUCGUCCCCUCCGCCGACAAAAACCCCAGCUUCAACAACUCCAACCUCGCCUUCCUCGGAAGCACAUUCAUCAACUACCAUGUCCUCGAGUAUCUGGUGUGCAAGUGGCCUCGUCUGCCCAUGUCCCUCCUCUACGAGGCCCUGCGGGCAUACGCCGGCAAGGAGUCCCUCCACCAAAUAGCCCGCCGCUGGGGUGUCGAAGCCGCCGCUGCACCUGGCGAGGAGGUCGACCCAGGUCUGCUGCAGUGGAAGCCGGAGGCGUCGGGUCUGCAGACUCGAUGGGGCUACGUCCGCGCCAAUUCUGAUAUCACGGACCGGUAUGAGGAACGUCGCGGCAUCAGCAGCCGAGUGGUGCUCGACGAUGAGUUUGGAGACAAGGUGGCCAUGCCCAAGACGGGCGAGGAGGGCUACAAAUACUACCAGCACGAGGCAUAUGGCUCGUUUGUCCAGGCCGUUGUCGGCGCCAUUUACACCCACUGCGGCCGUGAUGCCACCCGCGACUUUGUCAAGUCCCACAUCCUCUCCCGGGACGUCGAUGUCUCCUCCAUGUUCCAGUUCCAGCUGCCCACACGUGAGCUCGCCAUGCUCUGCGCGCGAGAGGGCUUCGAGGCCCCUAUCGCUCGUCUCGAGAGUGAGACGGGUCGUCUCUCACGAACCCCCGUCUUCGUCGUCGGUGUGUACAGCGGCCCCGAGAAGCUCGGCGAGGGCUCAGGCCCCAGCCUCGACAUCGCCAGGUGGAACGCCUCUAUGAACGCCCUCAAGGCGUGGUACCUGUACAGCCCCAGCAACAAGGUGCGGGUACCGAGCGACAUGCUCGAGGAGGGCGCCAAGCCCUGGAAGGCGCCUCACAUUGAUAUCGGAGAGAUCAUCUAA
Fusarium keratoplasticum is the source of this 1137-nucleotide messenger RNA. Its product is annotated as RNase III domain-containing protein. Gene Ontology annotation, biological process: primary miRNA processing; regulation of gene expression; rRNA processing. The record is from RefSeq and is a predicted model, not a curated record. The coding region runs from base 1 to 1137 and encodes 378 amino acids. NCBI's taxonomy places the organism in Eukaryota, Fungi, Ascomycota, Sordariomycetes, Hypocreales, Nectriaceae. Gene Ontology annotation, cellular component: nucleus. The transcript has a single exon. Gene Ontology annotation, molecular function: double-stranded RNA binding; ribonuclease III activity.